Messenger RNA from Triticum dicoccoides, 1674 nucleotides. RefSeq names its product WRKY transcription factor 28-like. The record is from RefSeq and is a predicted model, not a curated record. Gene Ontology annotation, biological process: regulation of DNA-templated transcription. The transcript is spliced from 3 exons. Lineage: Eukaryota; Viridiplantae; Streptophyta; Magnoliopsida; Poales; Poaceae. Gene Ontology annotation, molecular function: sequence-specific DNA binding; DNA-binding transcription factor activity. Bases 239 to 1345 code for a protein of 368 amino acids.
GCUGCGCUCCCUCUCGCUCUCUCGCAGACACACACACCUCUCGCUGUCUCCUCGGCUUGCCUCACUAAUCACUGCACCUCCACCACCAUACCACCACUACUAGUACCUCCCCUAUAUGCUUGCUUCCCUCUCGAUCCCUCUCCUCCUCCCUUCCGUUUCAUAAGCCACCUCUAAGAGUAAUCGAGCUACUGCACCAUCUAUCUCCCACAGGCAGCGGAAGCAAUACAGCGUAGCGCCUAUGUCGGGCGAGUUCCAGUUCCACGACGAGCUCGCGUCGCUCUUCACGCAGCGGCCGGGGCCGGGGAUGCAGCAGCAGGAGCAGCAGGCCUCCUGGCUCGCCGACUACCUGCAGACGCCCAUGGACUACGACCUGCUGUGCAGAGCGCUGGAGCUGCCGGCCGCGGAGGACGUCGUCAAGAGGGAGCUGGUGGUGGACACCACGCCCAGCGGCGGCGCCCUCACUCCCAGUGGCGGCGGGGGGACGCCCAACGCCACGUCGUCCAUGUCGUCCUCGUCGAGCGAGGCCGGUGGAGGCCUCUGCGCCGGAGAGGGGGACUCGGCGGGGAGGUGCAAGAAGGAGGACGGCGACGGGGAGGACGGCAAGGGGGGAGAUGAGGGUGACAAGAGCAAGAAAGGGUCUUCGGCGGCGGCCAAGGGCGGCAAGGCGGGCAAGGGCGAGAAACGGCCGCGGCAGCCGCGGUUUGCCUUCAUGACCAAGAGCGAGGUCGACCACCUCGAGGACGGCUACCGCUGGCGCAAGUACGGCCAGAAGGCCGUCAAGAACAGCCCAUAUCCCAGGAGCUACUACCGGUGCACGACGCAGAAGUGUGUGGUGAAGAAGAGGGUGGAGCGGUCGUUCCAGGACCCGGCUGUGGUGAUCACCACGUACGAGGGCAAGCACACGCACCCCAUCCCCUCCGCGCUCCGCGGCAGCACCCACCUCCUCGCCGCGCAGGCGGCGCACCUGCAUCACCAGCACCACGGCCAUCUCGGCAUGCUGCCGCAGAUGGGCAUGGGCGGCCGCGCCGGAUCGCCGUUCGGCCGGAGCAGCGGCGGCGGCAUCGACGUGCUGGGCGGCCUCCUGCAGCCGCGCGCCCCCCACGGCAUGACGGCGCCGAUGGCCGGCGCCGGUGCGGGCCACCAAGCGCCGACCCAGGGCCUGACCGGCUCAAUAAGGAGCGUGGCGAGCGCCACCGCCACCGCCUCAUCUCCUCCAUCGCUCCAGAUGCAGCACUUCAUGGCGCCGGACUUCGGGCUCCUGCAGGACAUGCUGCCGUCCUUCAUCCACGGCGCCGGCGGCAACAACGACAACCAGCCCUCAUCACCGUAUGGGAAGCUUCAUUAGUUAGCUAGCUAUAGCUAGAGAUAAUUAAGAGAUUUGGUUGGUUCUUGCUGCCUUAUUAACAUCCCCCAAUCGAUCUUGUUUUUCCUUGAUUAUCUUCACUUCUUGAUUUGCUUCCUCGAUCGAUCCCGUGCUGCGAGAUGGUACAGAAUGAGUUUUUUCUGGGCCUCGUAUCAUUUCGAUGGAUCUAGCUCGUAGUAGUCAGUGUACUAGCAGUUCUUGUACAUGAAAGUACCUAAUUCCCCAUCUCAUGCAUAUAUUGCACUCUGGUUGCCGGUACUGGCCAUGCAUGCAUGAAGCUAUAUGUAUGAUAAUUUUAUGUUCCUUGUGUC